Messenger RNA from Selaginella moellendorffii, 2544 nucleotides. RefSeq names its product CAP-Gly domain-containing linker protein 1. Lineage: Eukaryota; Viridiplantae; Streptophyta; Lycopodiopsida; Selaginellales; Selaginellaceae. The transcript is spliced from 19 exons. The record is from RefSeq and is a predicted model, not a curated record. The coding region runs from base 28 to 2241 and encodes 737 amino acids.
UGAGAAUGCUCAUGCGGAAGCAUUCUCAUGAAGGUGGUUUUUACUAACUUGCUUUGGUUUCCUACUUUAUCGUUCUUACGCUCUUGUAUGAUCUUGCCACGUAAAGGAUUGCAGACGAGGUCUAGUUUGGAAGACGACAUCCAAGUCCUGAAGGAAGACAACAGGCAUUUGGAGGAGCGAUUGAAAGGUGCCCUUGCAGAUAUGUACAAGUUGUCCGAGCAUGCAGAUGUUGAGAAGAAUGCAUCUGCGACAAGCUUGGCUGAACUGGAAGAUAUGAUCCGAAGAUUAAAGUACGAGUUAGAUAAGAUGACUAGCAGCAGUAAGAAGAAAGAGGACAUUAUCAGUAAUGAUAACUGCAAGAUUGAACAACUGCACUCAUCCUUAACAAAGACCCAGAGAGAGCUGGACGUUGCAUUGGCAGAGCUCGAGAAAGAACGAUAUAACAUAGCAGUUAAGGACGACGAGAUUCAAGAGCUAGAUUCUGUGAAGAGAGGAAUUGGUGAAGAAGCGUCCCAGCUGCGUUCAAGCCUUUCAGAAAAAGAAGACUAUAUUCAACGGCUGGAGGUCAAGCUUAAAAUUGGCGUGGCCGAACAUGAGUUGAAACUGAAAAACAUGGAGGAAGACUUUUCGCGAACGAGAGAACUUCGGCGAGAGAAGCACCGGAAGGGAUUGCAGUCUAAGCUGAAGGAGCAACAACUGAAACACCUGACUCAUUUAAAUAUUUAUCAGAAAAGGGUUGAUCACCUCGAGGCUGAAAUUGAGACGCUGAAAGUACAUGGUGAACAUGAGCUUAAGUCUCUAAACUCCCAAGUAACAGAUCGUGAAGACAAUUUUAAACUGGUGUGCUUAAAUUUCGAACGAAAACUUCAAGAGUCUCAACGAAAGGGUACACAGCUGGAAGAGUCACUGGAGUUGCUGGCUCAAGAGCUUCGUUCGAGAGAAAGGCAAAAGGUUGCUGACAUCGAAUCAUUAAACCGAGAAGUUGAGGAUGCGAAACUUGCGGAGAAGAAUGCCGAAGCGGCGGCUUUGCAAAGCUAUUUGGCCAAGCUUGAACAGAAGGAGAAGGAAUUCCAUCAGAACGUGGAAGACGAAUAUGAGCGAGCUGAAUGCGCAAUUCAGAAGUUGAACGAGAUGCAUGCUAUCGCUAUAGAAGUUGCUCUCCAUAACCAUCAGAUGGAGCGUGACGCUCUUAAAAACGCGUUUGAGGAAACUAAGGCACAAGAGAUUCGAGUGGCAGCUGAGAAAUAUCAGAAGCAAAUAGAGGAGGCUGAGGCUGAGUUUGAAGAGGAGCGCAGAAGGUUCAGGCGUGAGCAGGAUGAAACACGAGUUGUAGUCGUUCAGCAACAAAAUGCUUUAGUAAUGGCUCAUCAGCACGCUCUUGAGGCUCAAAUGAAAAAGGCAGAGGUUGAGGUGACUCAACUCAAAGAAACUCAUGCGAGGGAGAUGGCUAUUGCUGUGUCUCGGUCCACUGAAAAGGUGGUCUUGGAAUCUCUGACCUUGCAUGACGACCACAAGAAGCGGCUAGAACGUCUUUCUGAAGUCCAUAGAUCAGAGACGCAAAAACUGAACGAGAUCCACGCAAAGGAAACAGAGAAGACUAAAUCCCAUAACUCUCACUUGAUGCACCGUAUCACCGAUCUGGAAAACAUGGUGACUCUUAAGGAGCAAAAACUGAAAGAUUUAAGCGAUAACAGGCGUGAGAUUGAAAUAAAGAGCGAAUCUGCUUUGAAGGAGUUGAGGCUGAGCCAUGAGAAAGCCUUCAACUUUCAGCGGUGCAAGUUUUCCAAGGACAAGGAAGCUAUGGCAAAGCAACUGGAAAAGAAAUACCGGACCGAGCUAGACGCCUGCAACACGUUUCAUGCACAGCAAUACCAAAAUCCCCAACAAGAUCUCAACCGUAGCAAGGUAGCCUGUUUCGCUUUUACAUUCUUCUGUAUCAAGAAGACACAAAGAAAAAAACUUACCGUGAAGUCUUUGGUACGCCAGAUCUUUAGCUUCGCACAACUCUUGAAGCUUCACGUACAGCUGCUCCAAGUAUGUAAUUCUCUCCACAUCUUCUGGUUUCGACUCUCGGUUAUCAAAUCGUUCCUGCAGCUCUGGAAAAAGCAAAGUAAAAAUCUUGUCAACAGGACACACAGAGACGUUACCUUCAGCUUCACAAACUGUUGCUGUAGCUCUGUCAUUUCUGCUUGCUUUUGCCUCAUCACAAGCUGGCGAUUCCAAGAAAGACGCAUUGGCUGAUGGCUUACUCGCAGGUGAGUCGAAACAAAUCAAGAUGGAAAUGCUAAACCGAGAAGAAAACUACAACAAAAUCUUCAGGAGCUCCCCAGUGGUCCAGCCGACAUCGAUUGAAUUGAAGCCAAGGAGCCCAUCGCGAUCGGCGCAAGGCUCACGCUCAGCAUCUCGUCAAGGCAACCGUGUAGAAAUAAAGUUCUAGAUCAUUCUAAGUGCCACCUGGUAAAUUAAAGCAAGACGUCGGCAUUGUUUUCUUCCCUUGAUCCAUCUUAAAUUUAUAAAAGUUCGCCGCAUGGCAAACUCUGCUGA